Molecule: messenger RNA, 1098 nt
Organism: Trichoplax adhaerens
Lineage: Eukaryota; Metazoa; Placozoa; Uniplacotomia; Trichoplacea; Trichoplacidae
Exons: 1
Coding region: 1-1098 (365 amino acids)
Biological process (GO): G protein-coupled receptor signaling pathway
Cellular component (GO): membrane
Molecular function (GO): G protein-coupled receptor activity; peptide binding
Source: RefSeq, a predicted model, not a curated record
AUGAAUAUCACAUUAUGUACUAGCAGCCUCUGUAGAAACGCUUCUAGCAAUCUUGCUUCACCAUUAGGAUUCUCAACUGCGACUACUUUAAUGAUCGGUGGUUCAAUUGGAAUUAUUCCCAACAUUAUUAUCAUAGCUGGUAUCUACCUAAAAUCAUCAUUGCAUAAACCCACUUAUUAUUUAAUUGCUAACUUAGCUGCAAGCGAUAUUAUGCUCGGAAUAGGAACAAUAUUAAAUGUCAUAUUAGCAUUAAUCGAUUAUCAAAUUGGAAUAUCUAGAAAGAUUCAUUUAUUAUUAUGUAAAAUAAUCGUUAUCCUACCAAAUACUUGGUCUUAUACUGCUUCUAUACAAACCUUAGUUAUAAUUAGCGCCGAACGAUAUCAAGCUAUAUUUCGUCCGACCAAAGUAUUAACAACCAGAAGAGUAAAAUGGUUAUGCCUCAUAGCAUGGGGAAUAUCAUUAAUAGUUUCAAUUCCUCCUGCUAUCGAUGCAUCAAUCAGAAGACCAAAAUUGCGAUUUUGUAUUAAUAAUGGAAAAUACACUUAUUGGACAACGGUGAUUAACCUUGUCUUAUUUAUUUUCCAGUUUGCCCUUCCAGCUGUCGUUAUGACUGUACUAUAUUCAUUAAUACUUCGCCAAUUGAGUAGAGGAAGCAUCGUUGGACAAAUUGAAUCAAGAAAAAGUAAAAAGCUUAAACGUAGAACUAUCUAUAUGCUAUUAAUAACAACAUUUACGUUUCUAGCAUUAGCAACACCUUGGGCACUAACUUUAGCAAUUGUAGCAAUUACAGGCAAAAUAACCUCACAAAUCAUUUCAAGCACAAAUAAUCCAACAAUUCGAUCGAUAAUUCGCCUCAGUAUAUUAAUGCUUCCCUUCACAACAUUGUAUAAUCCUGUGAUAUAUUGUAUAUUUAAUAACCAAAUUCGGCAGUUAUUCAUUCCAACUUGUAAAUUAUUUGCCAGAAGUAAAUACUUUGCUGUUCUUCCAGUAGCACAGCAAGACUCUAACAAUAUGAAUAAUAAAGAUUCAACACCAGUAGUGCUAACAGCUCAUUCCCAAUCAUUAUCCAAGCAAGAUACUUUAGCAACAAUUCCGUGA